Arachis ipaensis is the source of this 1989-nucleotide messenger RNA. RefSeq names its product phospholipid:diacylglycerol acyltransferase 1-like. Gene Ontology annotation, biological process: lipid metabolic process. The record is from RefSeq and is a predicted model, not a curated record. NCBI's taxonomy places the organism in Eukaryota, Viridiplantae, Streptophyta, Magnoliopsida, Fabales, Fabaceae.
AUGUCGUUUUUACGACGUAGAAAGCCAACUUUAACCCCUUCAUCUCCUAAUUCAGACCACAACAAUGAUGAUAGCGACGUUGACAAUGAUAAAGAGAGAAAAACAAUAAGAGAAGAGAAAAGGAAGAAUACGAACACCCGAUGGUCAUGUUUGGAUAAUUGUUGGUGGUUUGUAGGUGGUGUAUGCACAGUAUGGUGGUUCCUUCUUUUCCUCUACAAUGCCAUGCCAAGAUCGAUACCACAAUAUGUAACGGAGGUUAUCGCCGGACCGAUGCCAGACCCUCCGGGCAUCAAACUUGCGAAGGAAGGACUCAAGGCUAACCAUCCAGUGGUCUUUGUUCCAGGCAUUGUCACCUGUGGCCUCGAGCUUUGGGAAGGUGAAUCAUGCGCUGAUGGCUUAUUUAGGAAGAGGUUAUGGGGUGGAACCUUUGGAGAAUUGUAUAAAAGACCACUAUGCUGGGUGAAGCACAUGUCACUAGACAAUGAGACAGGACUAGAUCCUCCUGGAAUGAGAAUAAGGCCUGUAUCUGGCUUAGUGGCAGCUGAUUAUUUUGCACCUGGAUUCUUUGUUUGGGCGGUUCUAAUUGCUAAUUUAGCACGUAUUGGGUAUGAGGAGAAAAACAUGUAUAUGGCUUCUUAUGAUUGGAGACUCUCAUUUCAGAAUACAGAGGUUAGAGAUCAAACCCUAAGUAGGAUGAAAAGCAAUAUAGAACUCAUGGUGGCUACAAAUGGAGGUAAAAAGGUGGUUGUAAUUCCACAUUCAAUGGGUACAUUGUACUUUUUACAUUUUAUGAAAUGGGUUGAAGCACCAGCACCAAUGGGAGGAGGGGGUGGUUCUGAUUGGUGUGCCAAACAUAUUAAAGCAGUAAUGAACAUUGGAGGACCCUUUCUUGGUGUUCCAAAAACACUUGCUGGACUUUUCUCUAUGGAAGCCAAGGAUAUCGCUAUUGUCAAGGCUUUUGCACCACAUGUUUUAGAAAGUGAUGUCUUUCAUUUUCAAACAUUGCAACAUUUAAUGCGAAUGACUCGAACGUGGGAUUCAACAAUGUCAAUGAUACCAAAAGGUGGAGAAACAAUAUGGGGUGGCCUUGAUUGGUCCCCUGAAGGGCAUUAUGAAUGCAAUACAAAGCAACAUAAAGACAAUCAUAAGCCAUCAGUGAAGAAUAUGAAUUAUGGGAGACUCAUUUCGUUUGGAAAGGAAGUAGCUACAUUACAUUCAUCCAAACUUGAGAGGUUGGAUUUUAAGGGUGCUCUUAAAGAUAAGAAGCAUGUAAACGUAUCUAUUUGUGAUGUAUGGACUGAGUAUCAUGAAAUGGGUAUUGAGAAUGUCGAAGCUAUUGCAAAAUACAAAGCAUAUACAGCUGAUUCAAUUUUGGAUUUGCUUUAUUUUGUUGCUCCAAAGAUGAUGAAGCGUGGAGAUGCUCAUUUUUCACAUGGUAUUGCUGAUGAUUUAGAUGAUCCAAAAUACAAUCAUUAUAAAUAUUGGUCAAAUCCUUUAACAACAACAUUACCAAAUGCCACAGAUAUGGAAAUCUACUCAAUGUAUGGUGUUGGAAUCCCUACUGAAAGAGCCUAUGUCUACAAAGUAAAUUCAGAUUCUGAAUGCAACAUUCCAUUUAAAAUUGAUACAUCAGCUGACGGUGGAAAAGAGGAUUCUUGUUUACAAGGUGGGGUUUACUCUGCUGACGGUGAUGAAACUGUUCCUGUUUUGAGCUCUGGCUUCAUGUUUGCUAAGGGGUGGAGGGGAAAAACCCGUUUUAACCCUUCCGGGAUUCGUACAUAUAUAAGAGAGUAUGAUCACUCUCCUCCAGCAAAUCUUCUAGAAGGUCGUGGUACUCAAAGUGGUGCCCAUGUUGAUAUAUUAGGCAACUUUGCGUUGAUCGAAGAUAUUAUAAGAGUAGCUGCUGGAGCCACUUGUGAGGAUUUAGGGGGAGAAAGAGUUUACUCUGAUAUUUUUAAGUGGUCUGAAAAGAUUAAUUUAAAACUUUAA